AUGUGGUCUCUUCAGAAAAGGCCUCCUCCAAAUGGUGAGGUACUACAGAGUGAGGUCAGCAACAUGGCUGAAGAAGACAUCCCUGUGGCCAAGUGGCUCAGGGGUGGUGGCCUUGUGGACUCAGAGAUACAGAUCUUUAUGAAGACCCUGACAGGCAAGACCACCACCCUCGAGGAUGAGCCCAGUGACAUGACUGAGAAUAUCAAAGCCAAAAUCAAAGACAAGGAAGAAUACACCUUGUACUUGGUGCUUCACCUGCAGGGUGGCAUCACUGAGCCCUUCCUCUGCCAGCUGGCCCAGAAAUGUAACUGUGACAAGAUGAUCUGCUUCCAGUGUUAUGCUCGCCUACACCCCUGUGCUGUCAAUUGCCACAAGCAGGGUGGCCACACCAAAAACCUGCACCCCAAGAAGAAGGUAAAAUAA
This is a messenger RNA of Neomonachus schauinslandi (Hawaiian monk seal), 423 nucleotides long. Its product is annotated as ubiquitin-60S ribosomal protein L40-like. Gene Ontology annotation, cellular component: ribosome. Gene Ontology annotation, biological process: translation. Bases 1 to 423 code for a protein of 140 amino acids. Gene Ontology annotation, molecular function: structural constituent of ribosome. The transcript is spliced from 3 exons. The record is from RefSeq and is a predicted model, not a curated record. NCBI's taxonomy places the organism in Eukaryota, Metazoa, Chordata, Mammalia, Carnivora, Phocidae.